Molecule: messenger RNA, 912 nt
Organism: Medicago truncatula (barrel medic)
Lineage: Eukaryota; Viridiplantae; Streptophyta; Magnoliopsida; Fabales; Fabaceae
Product: LOB domain-containing protein 22
Exons: 3
Coding region: 1-912 (303 amino acids)
Source: RefSeq, a predicted model, not a curated record
AUGCAGAGAAAUAUUAUUAGUAAUAAUAAUGGGGUGCAUCAAGCAUGUGCAGCAUGCAAGCAUCAAAGGAAAAAAUGCAGUGAAAAUUGCAUAUUAGCACCAUACUUUCCAUCAAACAGAAGUAGAGAAUUCAAAGCAGUGCACAAAGUGUUUGGUGUUAGCAACAUAACAAAGUUUGUAAGGAAUGCUCAAGAGGGAGAUAGAAGAAAAGUUGUGGAUUCAUUGAUAUGGGAAGCACUUUCUAGGCAAAAGGAUCCAAUAAAUGGUUCUUAUGGAGAGUAUACAAAAGUUUACAAUGAGUAUAAAAGAUUAUUUGAUGAACUUAAGAUGUUUAGAGAUCAUCAAAACCAAUUGGUGCAAGUGCAACCUCAAGGGAAAGUUAGAGCAGAAACACCUGAUCAUAAUGCUGUAGAUUAUCAUCAUCUUCAUCAUGGAAAUCAUAAGAAUGGUAUUGUUGAUUCUACUACCAUUUAUAAUACAUAUUGUUCAAAUUAUUUACAAGAUCUUGAUAGUUUGAGGACAGAAGUUGUCAUCCCAAAUAUUCAGCAGCACUCACAGUCAUACUAUAUUGCAGAUAUGUCUGAUCAGAACCCAAUUGAUCCAUCUAAGAUGAUUGGUGGUAGGCGUGCGUUGACUCAAAACCACCGAAAGGAGAGGCAAAGCGGGCACAUCCCAAAGAGGGGAAGACGUGGGAGGGGGGAUGGUUCAGGGACUUCGCAGGAGGCUUAUCAGGCUACACAGCCUGAAAAGUCGCAGGAUCAUAUACCAGAGCAGCAACAUAUAGCAGAUGAUGAUGAUAUUGCAGCAGCGGUUGCCCCAGCAGUGUUACCUUUGGAGCCUCCCUUUCCUGGAGGAUCGGAAGAUAUAUCUCUGUUGCACUCUUAUGCCAAGCAUGUGGCAUUGCCGCUUUAG